UGGGAGAAACCAGGCUCAGUCGGGGGGGGCAGUUCUCCUCUGGCCAACAGCGAACAGUGCAUGAUUAUGAUUCAGGCAGCGUUACAGGUCACAAGUCAUAAGUCAUAAAUUUACGGGUAUCUUUACGUUCAUCUUCAUCAAUUGUAACAGAGUCCCAUCUCAAAGUCACUGUUCCUAUUUUGGAUGCCAAAAAUGACAUCAUACGCAUUGUAGAUAGGACGGUCCUGUCUGAUAGCAUUCUGAAAUGGAAUAAAACACUGAUUAUUUCCAGGCUUAUUAAUCUCAAUGCAAAUCAAUCUCAAUCAUACUUAUACAUUUCAAAGAAUGAACUCAUUCCACAGAAUUCACACAAUACUGUCUGGCUAGCUUGUGCUCUAUUUAUCAUGCUAAUAGAACUUAUACCCCCCACAUUCCAGAACAUUAUCACCUGGCCCUCAGACAGCAAGUAGUUAUUUGGGCAAACAAGCAAAGCCCAGAAAAGAAAACAUUAUUUUAUAAAUAAUAAGAUACAGAUAGUUUCAAAUACUGCUACACAAAUAGCCUACUUUCAAAUUCUCAAAAAAUAUUUUUUUUCUUCAGUAAACUUGAACUUAUUUAAUAGUCAUUAAAUUUUGAUUUUUGGUAUCAAAAUCAAUAUUAUGUUUUGUUACUGACAAAAAAAAAAAAUCAAAAAUAUAAAUUGGUAGUACAAUUCAUCCAUGUAAUGUGCAGUGUGCACAGGCAAAUUUUGCUACCCCCUUUAACCCAGUGUUGUAAAAUUACAACACUAAGCUAAAAAAUCUAACAUGAUCAAAGCAUAUCUUAAUAUCUGCAUGAUGUAGACAUAUUACUAAUCACAGAAAAAAAUAUUUUAGGCAUUUUACUUACUUGAAUGUUGAUUUAUCCAGUCCAGUAAUAAAAGGCCAGGUAAACAGACCCAUUUACAAAAUCUACCAUUCAAAAGUAUUGCAGGGUUGAACAAUGGACCUAUUAGUUGUGUAAAUGGUGGUCUUAAAGAGAAAAACAUGUACAGGGAUAUUUUAGUUGAGCUUAAACUGAUGUUGUAAUAUUACAACAAUGGGCCUUACAGGGUUAAAUUGUUUAAAUUCUUAACUUAAUUACUUUAACACUUUUAUUCUGCCUGUUUGCUUACAAAAAUGUGGAUUCAAUAUUUACACAGCGACAAAAUAAUAGCAUAUAAUAAUGUAUCAUACCCCCAAUGUCCAUUGGAAUACAUCUAAAAUCUUCAAAUUAUUUUAAAUACACUCAAUGUAUAAAUACAUCAAAAAUACUUUGCUUUGAAUUUUUAAUAUUAUGCAUGUAACUAAGCAUAAUAAUCUUUAAUCUUUAAGAUGCUUUAAGGUCAUAUAUCUGUCAGACUGAGCUUCAGGAAGUGAGAUGCAACACUGAGGUGCUGUCAGGUUAUAAUAGUAUGUCUUCUCAACAGGGCAGGUCUGAAACACAUCACUGAAACACACUUAGCUAAGAACAACAUCCUUUUUUAAAUAAAUAAUGUAAGCGGAACAGGAUAUAUGUUUUUUUUUUUUUGUUUGUUUUUUUUCUACCUGUUUGAGAGGAUCAGAUACUGGCUUUAGUAGUCACAUCCUGUGCAGCGAGGCUUUUACUGCAUUAACACCCAGGUCCCUCUCACUAGCCACUUGCUCACACACAUAACUUACUGUGAAGUGAAACUACAUUUACUAGGAAGGACAUUCGGAAAGUACAUGCAUUUCCAUUAACUAUAUGUUCAGAUUUCGUUUUCCGUGUAUUUUAAUUUGGUACCUUAAGGCUAGACAUUGACAGGAUCAAAUGUAAACAAAUUAAAUACUGAACUAGGUUGUGUGUGUGUGUGUGUGUGUGUGUGUGUGUGUGUAAGAGAGAGAGAUAUGGGUGAGAGAGCAAGGGAGAAAAAAGACUAAUGUUACCUCAGAUAGCAAGUACAAGCACGUGUAGCUCCUCCCCAGUGUCCUUUGUUUCUAUUUUGAUGGAUGGUGAUAAGUCAUCAGCACACACUCUGUGAUUUUUCACACACGCAAUCCAUAUAAUUCACUUUGAUAUUCAAGGUGUUUUAGCUCACAGCCAGAAAGGCUUCUUGUGCGUUUUUAAAGAAACCUUAAGUCAGGGCUGCACCAACCCUGAGUAAUUCUCUCCUAAACCUGCGCUCAUAAUGAGGAGGAUUCUAUACCUAAUGGUCCCCAUGAAUGGACUAUUUGGCUUUGUUGAGGGGAAUCAAGACUGCAGUUCAUGUUACCAGUUGGAGACUGGAGCGUUUAUUGGGAUCAUCACUUGUGACAUCAUCCUCACGCUCCUCAUUGCUCUCUCAGUCUACUGUUUUGUUUCCCGCCAGAAAAGGAGAGAGAGUUUACAUGUGCAGCCCAGAUGCUGUGGGUCAGGCAAAGCAAAAACUCACCAGCCUUCAAUGAGGUCAAAGACAAUUGAAGUGGAAUCACCUUAUCAGGAACUUUAUGGAGUCCAAUCAGAUAUAUACAGUGAUCUUCAGCAGUAUCGGAAAUGAGGUGACCAUGUGACAUUUAAUGUUAAUUAUGGGUUGUGUACACACCCAAAAAUAUUUGGAGAUUGCAUUCAUUAAGUUUUCAAACUGUAUCAUACAAAUGUGUAUUUACCCUAAAUAAGCUAUAGUAAUUGAUUUAUGCAAACCGUUUUUCCUUGAAUCCUUUUGAUUGGUUGUGGCGUACAUACAAAACAAUGAAUAUAAAUAAAUAAAUAUAUUUUUUCAUGGUUUAUGGAAAUUAAAUUAUCUUAAAGAGUUUGUAUUCCACAUUUUUUUUAAUAUAGCUGUCAGUUGUUUUCAUUUUUAUGUCAUGUUUUUAUUUAUUCAUAAUAUAUCUUUGUUAUGAAACUAUAUCAGAAUAUAAUUCCCUUGCUCUUCAUGUAGAAAUAAAUGUUUUAUUUUGA
Ctenopharyngodon idella (grass carp) is the source of this 2895-nucleotide messenger RNA. RefSeq names its product transmembrane immune signaling adaptor TYROBP (gene tyrobp). Lineage: Eukaryota; Metazoa; Chordata; Actinopteri; Cypriniformes; Xenocyprididae. Bases 2147 to 2494 code for a protein of 115 amino acids. The record is from RefSeq and is a predicted model, not a curated record. Gene Ontology annotation, molecular function: signaling receptor binding. Gene Ontology annotation, biological process: negative regulation of transforming growth factor beta1 production; neutrophil activation involved in immune response; positive regulation of microglial cell mediated cytotoxicity. Gene Ontology annotation, cellular component: cell surface. The transcript is spliced from 5 exons.